Ooceraea biroi (clonal raider ant) is the source of this 555-nucleotide messenger RNA. RefSeq lists its product as uncharacterized. Lineage: Eukaryota; Metazoa; Arthropoda; Insecta; Hymenoptera; Formicidae. The record is from RefSeq and is a predicted model, not a curated record.
AUAGUUCACAUCUUGACUCGAGACUCGAGAGGUAUCUCGAGAGGUUUAGCCGCGUGGACUGCACUUUAAUGAUCGAGUCGCGCCAUUCAUUUAUUCCAAUUGCAAUAUGUUGAAUAUCGCAAGAUAUCACGCGAAAAUAUCAGGAGCAUGUAAUGUUACGAGGUGCAUACUCAGCCGACAACUAUUUUACACAAAUACGAAGAUCGAUGGCACGACGUUGUUACGGUGUAACAACGCUUCACUGAAGGAAUGUUCACUCCUGUCGAAGAGGCCACUUAAAGAAGUAAAUAUCAGAACUCGUAGUUAUGCCUCGAAAGAGAGUAACAAGUAUGACAAGAUUGUGGGAUCUUGGUUGCUCACUUGUGGUGGCAUGGUCUUUGUAGCGGUUGCAUUAGGUACACUCAUUUAUUUCGUAUUUUAUCAUUAUAUCUGUCGCAUAAUGAAGAUCAUAGUAGACAAGACGUACGGGAAGUAGAAUUGUAAACGUAAGGAUCUUCACAAUCUGUAAUAUAUUUGACUAAAAUACAUGUAACGUAUAUGUGACAAGCACUUUAU